AUGCAAUCAGCACUUAACAAAAAAGAGGUCUCUCAAACAUCUCAAGGUUGCUGUCCAAACUUAUUGUUCAUCAAUUCAUCACUCCUUUCUCACAACAAUAACACAGUUACCAAACCCAGAAACAGCUCUUCGCAGUGUCGACAAACCUUUGCAGCAACAACAUCGUCCUCUAUUUUUCCAAACACAAAAUUCACAAACCAUGAAUCUCUUCCAUCGCUUCAUGAAUCAUACACUGAAUUCAACAGAGUUUAUCCUCAAUUCUCUGAGACUGAGAAAAUCGACAGUUUGAGAGCCAGAGAAUACUAUCAUCUCUCUUUCUUAAAUCAAUCUUGUCUUGAUUAUAUUGGUAUUGGUCUUUUCUCUUACUUACAACGCCAACAACAUGAUGCUUCAAAAACUCAACUUUCUUCUCCUUCAACUUCAACACCUCAAUCUCCACUGCAAUAUUCUGAUAUACCCUUUUUUAGUAUCUCCUACAAAACAGGAAACUUGAAGACUUUAUUGCUUCAUGGAGGGAAUGAGUCGGAAUUUGAGUCUUCAAUGAGGAGAAGGAUAAUGAAGUUUCUCAACAUUUCUGAAAAUGAUUAUUUCAUGGUUUUAACAGCAAAUAGAACAUCGGCUUUCAAACUUGUGGCAGAUUCAUAUCCAUUUCAAUCUUGUAAGAAGCUUCUUACAGUUUAUGACUAUGAAAGUGAAGCAGUGGAAGCAAUGGUUGGCUCUUCGGAAAAAAGAGGAGCGAAAUCAAUGUCAGCUGAAUUCUCAUGGCCAAGACUAAGGAUUCAAUCAACAAAAUUGAAAAAGAUGAUUGUUAGUGAUAACAAUAAGAGGAAGAAAAACAAAAAAACUGGUCUUUUUGUAUUCCCACUUCAUUCAAGGGUGACAGGAGCAAGAUAUCCUUAUCAAUGGAUGAGAACGGCUCAAGAGAAUGGUUGGCAUGUUUUGAUUGAUGCUUGUGCAUUAGGACCAAAAGACAUGGACAGUUUUGGUCUCUCUCUCUUUCAACCAGAUUUUCUCAUUUGUUCAUUCUACAAAGUUUUUGGAGAAAAUCCAUCUGGUUUCGGUUGCCUUUUUGUCAAGAAAUCUUCUAUUUCCCUUCUUGAAUCUUCCUCUUGUGCAGGAAUUGUCAACCUUGUACCAGAGAGAAAUCUUCUGAACAAUCUAUCAGAAAAUUAUUCUACUUCUAGUAAUAAUAGUCAAGUAGAAAUUAUUGAUCCAAAAAAAUCACCAUCUAUCUUACAAGAACAAGAAUUAUCUUCUUUGAUUUCUUUCUCUGGACGGAUGCAAACUCCACAAUUUGUUAAAGUUGAAGCAGAUCCAAAAGCUCCAGAAGGUUCUGGAACUGAUGAGGCGAAAAGGGUAGUUGAGAACAAACAAAUUAAGAUUGUAGAAGAUAGUAAAAACGGGAGCUUUGACAUUGAAUGCAGGUGUUUGGACCAAGUGGACUCUUUAGGAUUGACACUGAUAACCAACAGAGGAAGGUACCUGAUAAACUGGCUAGUGAACUCAUUGCUGAAGCUAAAGCACCCUAGUGACGAAGGGGUUCCAUUAGUAAAGAUCUAUGGUCCUAAGAUACGAUUCGAUAGAGGACCUGCUUUGGCUUUCAAUGUUUAUGAUUGGAAAGGUGAAAAAGUUGAGCCUGUUUUAGUACAGAAACUUGCUGAUAGAAACAAUAUAUCUGUCAGCUAUGGAUUUCUGCAUCAUAUUUCGUUUGCAGAUAAGUAUUCAGAAGAGAAGGGAAGAGUCCUACAGAGUAAAGAAGGAAGAGGUGAGAAAGUAGAGACGAACAAGAACAAAGAUAGAGAUAAUAACUUGGGAGUGACAGUGGUUACUGCUGCAUUAAGCUUCUUGGCUAAUUUCGAAGAUGUCUAUAAACUAUGGACUUUUGUUGCUCGGUUCCUUGAUGCAGAUUUUGUGGAGAAGGAGAGGUGGAGGUAUACUGCUCUUAAUCAGAAAACAAUUGAAGUUUAA
Vicia faba (fava bean) is the source of this 1968-nucleotide messenger RNA. Lineage: Eukaryota; Viridiplantae; Streptophyta; Magnoliopsida; Fabales; Fabaceae. The record is from the annotation of a GenBank genome assembly.